AUGACGUCGAACAAUGUAGAGUCACUCAAUGCCUUAUUUAAGAAGGAUCGAGAGUUACUAAUUCUCGCAAUGCUUGAUAACAUUCGUGACAAGCUGCAACAGUGGUUUCAUGAUCGUUGUGAGGAAUCACAAAGUUGCACAAGUGUGCUAAACCCGCCUCAGGAAGAUAAACUCUUCAAGACUCUAGAGGUGUCAAGGAAGGUAUAUGUAGAUCCACUAAAUAAGUUUCGCUUCUCCACGAGAUGUGCACGCGAUUUCGGAUACAUCGUCGACUUGAAUGAUAACACGUGCACGUGUAGACAGUUUAAGUUGGAGAGUUUUCCCUGUACACAUACAUUGGCGGUGGCUAUAUAUAGAGGAAUUCCACCACACACCUUAUGCAGUGCUUAUUACACGAUUGGUUCUUGGAGAGUAGCAUUUGCCGAAACCAUAUUUCCUGUACCAAAUGAAGCCAAGUGGGAAGUUUCCGAUCACAUUCUCUCAUUGAAUAACUUGUUGUCACCAGCAGUCGGCCUACGUACUCCUGGAUGUACACGUAGUCUAGAAUAA
Olea europaea var. sylvestris is the source of this 549-nucleotide messenger RNA. RefSeq lists its product as uncharacterized. The record is from RefSeq and is a predicted model, not a curated record. Gene Ontology annotation, molecular function: zinc ion binding. The transcript has a single exon. Lineage: Eukaryota; Viridiplantae; Streptophyta; Magnoliopsida; Lamiales; Oleaceae. The coding region runs from base 1 to 549 and encodes 182 amino acids.